This is a messenger RNA of Perkinsus marinus ATCC 50983, 241 nucleotides long. RefSeq lists its product as hypothetical. The annotation marks the transcript as partial. Gene Ontology annotation, biological process: DNA integration. The transcript has 2 exons. Gene Ontology annotation, molecular function: nucleic acid binding. Lineage: Eukaryota; Perkinsozoa; Perkinsida; Perkinsidae. The record is from RefSeq and is a predicted model, not a curated record.
CUCGAUACUGGUUACUGCUUCUGAUACGUUUACAAAGUGGGUUGAAGACAGAGUAGUUUACAGGGAAGAUGCUUCCAGUGUGACUGAAGCAGUAGUAAGGAUGCUUACUUCCCUGGGUCUACAAAGCUACAUCAAGACUGAUCGUGGUAGUGUUCUUGGAUAUUAUGUGAUGCAGCAACUAGCGCAAAGGCUUGGUGCGGCUAAGCCUGGCGCGGCCUCCUUUACACCGCAAGAGGAGUGA